Molecule: messenger RNA, 306 nt
Organism: Linnemannia hyalina
Lineage: Eukaryota; Fungi; Mortierellomycota; Mortierellomycetes; Mortierellales; Mortierellaceae
Source: the annotation of a GenBank genome assembly
AUGAUCCUCUCCUCAUUUGCAUUCUUCAUCACAAUAACCAACAACAACAACACAACCAAAACAAUCCUUCCUCCCUCCAAGUCCUCCUUCUCAAACCAAAACACAUUCUCCAUCAUGUCUCUCUUCAAGUCCACCAAGAACCAGUCUGCUUCUGCUGCUGCCUCUCCUGCUCAGACUCCCCGCCCCUCGGUCGAUGCCCAGCGUCCCGCCGCACAGACUACCAAGAAGAUGACCACCGAGCAAGCUCUUGACUCUGUCCUGCACAAAGCUGUCCAGACCAUGCCUUCCAUCUCUACCGUCAUGUAA